Molecule: messenger RNA, 3401 nt
Organism: Epinephelus moara (kelp grouper)
Lineage: Eukaryota; Metazoa; Chordata; Actinopteri; Perciformes; Serranidae
Gene: elovl8a
Product: ELOVL fatty acid elongase 8a
Exons: 8
Coding region: 1259-2071 (270 amino acids)
Biological process (GO): fatty acid elongation, monounsaturated fatty acid; fatty acid elongation, polyunsaturated fatty acid; sphingolipid biosynthetic process
Cellular component (GO): endoplasmic reticulum membrane
Molecular function (GO): fatty acid elongase activity
Source: RefSeq, a predicted model, not a curated record
AAAGAAAAAAAGAUUGUAUUAUUUAUUCUAAUCAAAAACCUUUUCAAAAAUAAUGUCAUAGUCUUAAUUCAGUUCAAUUCAAUUUAAUUGUUACAUGAAAUCCUAAAUUUGAUUUCAGUAAAAUAAAAUACAAUAUAAAUUAAAUAAUCAGAAACUUUCUCACAAUAAUGAGUUAAUAUCUCAAAAUAAUUACAUAAUAUCUUAAAAAUGUUAGAACUUUAUCAAAAUAAUGAGUUAGUAUCUCAAAAUAGUGAUAAAUUAAAAAAAAAGUAGUAUAUCAUAAUUAUACCAAGGCAUUAUUCUAAGAAAGUCAUUAUUUUAAGAAAGUUUCUCAAUAUUCUGAGAUACCAACUCAUUAUUUUGAGCAAAGUUUUCAUUAAAAUGAUAAUGCUUUUUUUUAUCAUCACACAGGCGGAAAUGGGCUUCCAUAGUGUUAGAAAGCACAAGGCUGAUGAGGGAGAGUGGGAAUAGGUGUGUUGGCAGGAGGGGCUGUCAGGUGACCAAGAGAGUCUGAGGGCAUCUAGUGGAUGGUCUGAGGAUGGCAGGUCUGGGAAUUAAGAGGAGAUCGAAUGGCCUGGGUGAAGUGAGCACAGGGACACGGGGAAGUUAAGACAGGGACAGAGAGCCAGGUCAGGCAAAACAACCAACAGACCAACUAGAAAGUCCUUAUGACUAAACAAACAAACCAACAAACAUAAAAAGUAAUCCCUUUUCACAACAGAGAUACAUUAAAAGACAAGUCAAACAUUUUGGGAAAUGGGCUUAUUUAGUUUCUUCCCAAGAGCUGGGUAAAACGAUUGUCACCACUCUCACAUCAGUCACACAACUUAGUCUGGUUCUAUCCAACGGUAACAAAAUCUGCUGACCAUCAGUGUUGAACAAGUUGCAUCUCAUGGGUUUGAUCAAUUCAAAAUAACAAAAGCAGAAGAAAUUCAGAAAAUAGCAAAUGGUCUGAAUAUCAUAAUAAAGUAAUUAAAUAUGAUGUUGCUAUGACAAGAAGCAUCCUGGAAAUGAGCCGGCCUUAUAGUUACAAUCAUGUGUACUCUGAAUAACACUGGAACUGGGAUUUAGAUGGCAGGCACUUGACCUGCUAUGCUAGAAUAAAGGAACACAGUGCCAUAUGUCAUGCUGGACACACACACCCUUCCCUCCAGAGUACAGGUGGAUUACCUCAGUGCUGCUUAACACACGACUGAGAUGCAGCAUGCUUUGACUGAGGAGAGCUGAGGAGAAAAAAAUCUUAACAGCCACCAUCAGGAUGAAGGGUUUUCAGGCUCUCACCAUGUGGCAAAAAAUACAAUUAUUCUACCUGGGGAUUCUGGAAAAUGGAGACAAGAGGACAGACAAUUGGCUGCUGGUCUACUCUCCUGUGCCAAUCAGCUGUAUCUUUCUGUGCUACCUGGUCAUUGUAUGGUUGGGGCCAAAGCUGAUGGAGAAAAGGCAGCCGAUCAACCUUAAACCCAUCCUGAUAGUUUACAACUUUGCCAUGGUCUGCCUGUCUGCAUACAUGUUCUAUGAGUUCACAGCCUCUUCCUGGUUGGCCAGAUACAGUUUGCUGUGCCAGCCAGUCGACUACAGUGACAGCCCACUGGCCAUGAGGAUGGCCAGAGUUUGCUGGUGGUUCUACUUCUCCAAAGUUAUAGAGCUCAGUGACACUAUAUUUUUCAUCCUGAGGAAGAAAAACAGUCAGCUGACCUUCCUCCACGUCUACCAUCACGCCACCAUGAUCUUCAACUGGUGGGCUGGGGUUAAAUAUGUGGCUGGUGGCCAGUCUUUCCUGAUUGGUCUGAUCAACUCCCUGGUCCAUGUAGUGAUGUAUCUCUACUACGGCCUGGCGGCUUUGGGACCAAGCAUGUCCAAAUACCUCUGGUGGAAGCGUUACCUCACCUCCCUGCAGCUGCUCCAGUUUUUCAUCGUAACCAUCCACACCACCUACAACCUGUUUGCCGACUGUGACUUCCCUGACUCCAUGAACAUGGUUGUGUGUGCCUACUCUUUCAGCCUCAUCGCUCUCUUCAGUAACUUCUACUACCAGAGCUACCUCACCAAGAAAAGGAGCAAGGAGACAUAGUGAGAGACAGAGAGGUGUAUAUGACAGAAAGAAGCUGAAAUGCAAUAAUCUGGAAAUAGGAAGGUUGUUUGUUUUGUUAAUGGCUUUGUGUUAAUGAUGUCAUGGUAAUUAUUUGAUUUCUUUUAUGUACUUUGCAUAUUUGUUCCCUGAACACACACACACAGAUUUUUACUGUACUCAUGAGGGCCUUCAUUUAACACAUUCAUUCAUUCCAUCCGUUCAUUCAUUCAGUACCAAACCACAAACUCAACUCAUAUUAACCCUUGUUUCAUCACUCCCUUCCCCCAGCUGCUAAUAGACGAGACUUUCUAAUCACCAUUCAAGUCGCUUUAUUCUUCUCUUACACUCAUUGGUUGGCACUCACAGCCAAUCAACUGUUUUUGCCAUUAGCUCUGUGUCCCGCACUCACCAUAUAUCCCUCCCCUUUUUAGAUGAAGGUUCCCCUCCCCUGUUUCUAGCAUUUAAUCCCUCUUACCAAUGAGGAAACCGCAGCCCACCCUACAAACCCCCUGGUUCCAUCUGUCAUGAUGUGAAGGCAUAAUUGCCUGAGUCCAGCAGUCCCAUUCACUCCCCCUUGUGGACAGAAAUGAAAGGAGUGACUGAAUUAACCGUAUCUGCUUUCUUUACUUUACAUUUCCCCUGCCAUCAUCACUUAUUCCCCAAUCUGUUCACUAUCUAUAUAUCUAUUCUUUUAUCUCCAGCAGCAUAUUGGCUUUGACUGUGCUCUGUUCCAAACUCAACAGGGGGGCGGACAAAAUAACAGAACACCACAUGAAGAAGCACUUUGAAGUGACUAAAUCAAAGUUUCAGAGGCAGCUACUCAGGCGAGUCAUUUUAAUAGCAAUCAGCACAAUGUGGCAGCUUGACGAAUUUCAGAGAAUCAACCCUUUACAUGUGACUUUUUCAAAGCAAAAUGAAACAACUUACAAAGAAAACAGGAGCCGAACUAGAGGUUUCAAAAAGGGACAUUUUAUCACUUGGUAAAAUGAAAACACUGUGGCAAAGUAGGUGGUAGAGCAUACAUGCCAGGACAAUAGUGCAUUUAGAACUGACCACAGAAUUAAAUCACAACUCCUUUGACACUUAAGGAUACAUACACCAAAUGUCACAGCAGGAAAGGCACAGGUGUAACUAAUAGCAUUAAUGAUGUCAGUGUGGCAUUGAUGUAUUUCACUUCUAGGGCUCUGUAGGGAGACUGGGGUAAGUUGAGCCAAAGGGUAAGUUGAGCCACCCCUUGUUGCUAGGAAACCGUAAAUAAAAUUGAGCAUGUGACCAAAUAUUUAGGAGGAAGGCAUCAUUUUAUGGAGUCUGUGAAGGUAAGAACCACAUG